UUUAUAUUAACUGAAUCUAACCUCGCAAAAAUUCUGAUCAAUAAAACGAUCGCCUCUGCCGUUGCACACAGCAACAAUUAAUUUGGUCUGUAAUCGACGGGAAACUGUUAGCUGACGAUCAAAGCAGUUUUAUCUUGUAGUUUAAGCAAGUGCCUUAUUUUUACGCGUCUAACUGCAAAAAGAAAAAAAACAUGGAUGAACCGAGUUUGUCGAAUCCGGAAGAUACAAAGCGAAUUUCGAGGAGCGAAGAAGACCGUUCGUUCGACGAAGUGAUUGGACAUAUUGAGGAUUUAUUGUUGGAGGAAGAUUUUCAAGCCCUUCAGAAUAAAUUUUUAGAAAAGUAUUGGAAUGUUUUCGAACCAGUAGAAGAUAACAAAUUAAUUUACACCGAUAUAUUCAACGAAUAUAAUAAAGAUGUGGAGGCAUACAUCGUGGAUUAUUUAAAGAAAGUCAUGCCGCAGUUCACAGUAAACACUCUUUUACAUCAAUUAAAUGAGAAGCAGAAGCAAACGGAGCUGGAAGGUGAAGUUUUUGAGGUACUGUCAACGAUAACAGAUUUCUUGGCUUUUAAGGAAAUGUUCUUGGAUUACAGAGCGGUAUGUAAGAUCAUUCUAAUUUUUUUUCAUAUAGUCUAUGUGUAUAUUACAAAAAAUUCUUUACAGAUGAAAGAAGGUAAGGUUGCAGAUCUCAGUUGUGGGAUAUCUAUAACAUCUUUGAAAUCCUAUAAUACCGAAGACUGCAAAGAUCCAAGAUAAUACAAAUAAUUUUAGCAUAAAGAUGAAAGCUAGAUUGAAUAUGAGUAAAGAUGGCAUAAAAUGUGAUAUAAAUUGGAAAUAUUAAUCAUUGUGUUCACUACUUAUUAAAUUAAUGGAUAAUGUAUUUGCAAAAAUCUAUAUUCAGUAUAUCACGUACAUUUAUAAAUAGAAAUACAAAAAUAAUUCGAGUAUCA
Acromyrmex echinatior (Panamanian leafcutter ant) is the source of this 949-nucleotide messenger RNA. Its product is annotated as ADP-ribosylation factor-like protein 2-binding protein. The record is from RefSeq and is a predicted model, not a curated record. Gene Ontology annotation, cellular component: mitochondrial intermembrane space. Gene Ontology annotation, biological process: positive regulation of tyrosine phosphorylation of STAT protein; maintenance of protein location in nucleus. NCBI's taxonomy places the organism in Eukaryota, Metazoa, Arthropoda, Insecta, Hymenoptera, Formicidae.